GACGUGAAGCCCGUGGUGUCCACCACGCCGCUCGUGGACUUCCUGAUGCAGCUGGAGGACUACACACCCACGAUCCCGGACGCCGUGACGGGGUAUUACCUGAACCGGGCGGGGUUCGAGGCUUCGGACCCCCGCAUCAUCCGCCUGAUCUCGCUGGCAGCGCAGAAGUUCAUCUCCGACAUCGCCAACGACGCCUUGCAGCACUGCAAGAUGAAGGGCACGGCCUCGGGAAGCUCCCGCAGCAAGAGCAAGGACAAGAAGUACACCCUGACCAUGGAGGACCUGACGCCGGCGCUGGCCGAGUACGGCAUCAAUGUGAAGAAGCCACAUUACUUCACGUAGGGCCUGGGGGGCUCAGGCAGUUUGUAGGGGCUGUGUUGGUGCCAUUAAACACCCAGGAGGGUUUUGUGGGAAGGCA
This is a messenger RNA of Manacus vitellinus (golden-collared manakin), 418 nucleotides long. It is a transcript of the gene TAF10, whose product is annotated as TATA-box binding protein associated factor 10. Gene Ontology annotation, cellular component: nucleus; transcription factor TFIID complex; SAGA complex. NCBI's taxonomy places the organism in Eukaryota, Metazoa, Chordata, Aves, Passeriformes, Pipridae. Gene Ontology annotation, biological process: transcription initiation at RNA polymerase II promoter. The annotation marks the transcript as partial. The transcript has 4 exons. The record is from RefSeq and is a predicted model, not a curated record. Gene Ontology annotation, molecular function: RNA polymerase II general transcription initiation factor activity; promoter-specific chromatin binding.